AUGAAUUCAGUUGUGCCUUUGAACAUAACCGGAUAUCACGAUGCCUCUUCAACGGCAACGGACCGAAUUCACGUGCCGAAUCAAGAAACACUCGAGCCAAUGCCUGCUUCUGCGUUCUCGCCAAUUUCAUCGUCAAAUCCGCCCAAUACGGACGGCGCUGUAACACCGACCUCCACUCAUUCAACACCGUCAGAUUCAUUGUCUGUCACUUGGCCGAUCACACCUCAACUAACAGUGUUCCAGAAUCGUAGGCCAGUUGUCAGAAAUAGGCCUUCGUUAUCACAUCGUAGAAAAAAUAUCCACAAUUUGCGCCAGAUGAUCAGAAAAGACGCACUGAGAAGUGCACAAUCAAGCAACUCAGACAACAUUGACGCCGUCCGAGUGCACAAAGUUUCUGAGGCUUUCGUUCGCAAGAUGCCCUCCACAAACGUGCCAAGUGAUAACGGAAAUGCGGUGACGGAUAGCUCAAGUGCACCAGAUUCAAUCGAAAUAGCUGGUUGGGAACAUCUGGCCGAAAACGGCAUCAUCCUGGCACCAAACUCAUCUGAAAUUGAAUCAGCCGCUCGUUUCGGGAUAUUUUCUGACCGCAGAGCCAGCCUUAACAACGACGAAGUUCAAGACAUCACUGAUCCCGGAUUCCUUGGAGAAUGA
Messenger RNA from Anisakis simplex (herring worm), 651 nucleotides. The record is from the annotation of a GenBank genome assembly. NCBI's taxonomy places the organism in Eukaryota, Metazoa, Nematoda, Chromadorea, Rhabditida, Anisakidae.